UCCACGUUAAGAGGAAGUUAAUAAGAACGCAGAAAAACAAGCAAAACGGCUAAAAUAUGAAUUGCCUGUGUCGACCCUCGCGGAUUAUGUCCGUGCGCAUUAAUUUGCUGGAUGAAACGGAUUUCAUACACGAGAUCAAGGACGAUUUGCCGGGCCAAGCGCUGUUGGAUGUCGUUUUUGCCAGGCUCAAUUUAAUCGAGACUUCAUACUUUGGCAUACGCUACAUAGACGACGAGAAUCAAACGCACUGGUUGGAUCCAGCGUCGCGCAUUUCACGACAACUGAAGCCUAAAUCGGAUCCAUAUGAUUUGUAUUUUGGCGUCAAAUUUUAUGCCGCCGAUCCGUGUAAGCUGCUCGAAGAGAUAACGAGAUAUCAACUUUUCCUGCAAGUCAAACAGGAUGUACUACAAGGACGUCUCCCCGUCGCCUUCGAGCUGGCCGCCGAACUGGGCGCCUUUGUGGUGCAAUCUGAAUUGGGGGACUAUGAUCAGCGACGGCAUUCGAAGGGUUAUGUCUCGGAGUUUCGCCUGCUGCCGAAUCAGAGCAGCGAGUUGGAAACCCGCGUCUCGGAGCUGCAUCAACAGUUGAAGGGCAUGUCGCCAUCCAGUGCCGAGUUGAACUAUUUGGACAAAGUCAAAUGGCAUGACAUGUAUGGCGUUGAUUUGCAUCCCGUGCUGGGCGAGGACAGUGUCGAGUACUUUUUGGGCCUGACACCCAGCGGGAUUGUCGUGUUGCGCAACAAGACGACGGUGGCUCAUUACUAUUGGCCGCGCAUUGCCAAAGUUUAUUAUAAAGGACGGUAUUUUAUGCUCAGGAUAAGCGAUAAAAAUAAUGAGCUCAGCACUUAUGGCUUUGAGACUCCAAGGAAAUCGGCGUGCAAACAUUUGUGGAGAUGCUGCGUUGAGCAUCAUGCGUUCUUCAGACAGGUGCGAGUUGCACCUCUGCCCAAUUCGCAGUCACAUGCAGCGGAUUUGUUUCAGCUCGGCUCGCGCUUUAGACACAGUCGCACGGACAAGCAAACGGAGAAGGAUGCACUUGCCGCCGGAAGAGCGCCGCCCGCCUUUACGCGUGUUCCCUCCAAGCGGCAACCCCGACGCGUGAUUGAUGACUUUUUUAACAGCAACAACGGCGGUGGUGUCGCUGGUGGUUUAGGUGGUGUCGGUGGUGGUGGCAUCAUCAUUGGCAACCGACCACUGCCACAGCCUCUGCCACUGCAGAGUUUGGCCAGCAGCAAUGGCAACGCCAACUCGAACCAAGCCAACAACUACGACAGUCCCUACCGCUCCACGUAUAGCAUACCCACUAGCCUGGGAUUGCGGCCCAGUCAUCAGCAGCAAUCCUCGCAGCAGAACAACAACUCCAGCAGCUACAACAACAAUGGCAGCAGCAAUUUACAGACACCUGACUCGCCGCGCAGCACACGGAGUGCCCCCUGGCCCAGAUCGCAGCAGCGUUCGCUUUUUGGCCACAAUCCGUCAAGUCCACGCUCGGUGCGAUCGGUGAGCACCACGGGCGGUGGCCUGCAUCAUCAUCAUAGCCAUAGUCAUGGUCAUGGCACCAGUCAUCAUCAGCAUCAUCAUCAUCAGCAUCAUCAGCAUCAGCAUCAUAAUCAACAGUCGACGUCGUCGUCAUCGCAUCGACAGCAACGUGCCAGCUCCUCAUCCGCCUCGCAUCAGCAGCAACGUUAUCGCUCCAGCUCCGUGGAGAGUCAUUCAUCCAACGAUUCGCGCUCCACGCGUCGUCACAAGCAUCGCCAUCGUCGCACCUCGGACAAUGAGAGCGAACUGUCGCGUGGCUCUGGACGCUCGGGAAGAUCGCAUCAUCGCAAGCAUCGACGCUCGCAUCGGCAUCGCAGGGAUUCCGCCGGUGGCUCCGAUCACGACAGCACCAGGGGACGCAGUUACUCCGGUCAUCGCAGCUCCUCCAUGCGCAGCGGCAGCGCGGAGUUGAUUGACUCCACCACGCAGUGGCGUGAGGUGCAACGCCGCCAGGCGGAGGCAAGUCUCGGACAGAGCUCCGUGCAACAGGCGUCCGUCUCGAAGAGCAGCAUGGUGGCACGCAGCCUCCACAGCAACGACAGCCACUCGGAUACACACUCGCACCACAAGUCACGCCGGCAUCGCAAGAACAAGUCUCCGUCGGAAUCGCGCAGUCGCAUGUGGAACAGUGAACUGGCAAAGCAUCUGCAGUUUGGUCUGGUGGACACCGCUGGGAUGUCAGAGCAGCAGCUGCGGGAAAUACCCUACACAGUGGUGGAGACGACCUCGAAACGUUCCAAUUCGAAUCUCAAGAUCCACAAGAGCAACAGCAAGAGCAGUGUGGGUGCCAAGAGCAAUGGAUCCGGCAAUACGAUUACCAAUGGCAGUGGAUCGGCUAAUGCUGGACAGGCCAAGAAUCGCGUGGAUCGGAUUAGAGGACUCUACUACCAAAGCUCUCAUCCGCAUGAUAGCAAUGUCGGCGGCGUGGGCAAUGCUGCUGGUGUCCCUGGUGCUGGUGGCGGUGGCGGUGGUGGUGGUGGUGCACCCAAGAACGGUUCCAUACGCUCGGCCAGCACAAUUUCGUCGCGUGAAUGCGAUCGCAACAAUGGACAUGGAUUGGUGCGCAUGAUGUCUAGCAUGAGCAUGGGUGACUUUAUCUCACCCACUGGCUCCAAUCUGAGUCCACUGGAGAACUCCGCGUUACGCGUUUCCCAUGAGCACACUGACUCCGGACUGGGUGCCGAUCAGGAUUAUGCUUACUCCUCUGAAAGAUCCAGCGAUAGUACACGCUAUGGCACGAACAAAUCAUCUGGAGCCUCCAGUGGCAGUCAUCGCAAGUCCAUUGGCAGUGCUGGAGGCGGUGGAGGUGGAGGCGGUGGAGGUGGCAACAAUGGUGGCUACAACAGCCUCAUGCAACAGACUGUGAGUAAUCAGCAGCAACAGCAACGUUCGCUAUUCGCACAGCAGCAGCGGCAACAGAAGCCGAAUUACAAAUCGUCCACUAACCCGAGUCACAAUCCAAAUCACAAUCCAAAUUCAAAUCUGGCGCCAGUACAUGGUGCCACAUCGGCAACAGCGCCAACAGCAACAACAACAACAACAAAAACCUCCUCCACUUCAGCUAAUACUAACUCAACGACACCGCCAACUUGCCCCAGUGGCAGUGGCAGUGGCAAAGGCAGUGCCAACAACAUUGGCGCCGGCAAUCGCCUGCUCAGUUACACGACCUUUGAGAACAAUCAGUACAAGUUCAGUCUGAACAAUGCACUGGGCAAGGGAUCAGCCGGCGCUCGUGUUGCAAGCAGCAGCAGCAGCAAUCUCACGGGUAACUUGGUGUCAGCUAGUGUUGGUGCUAGUGGUGCUAGUGGUGGUGGUGUUGCUUUCAGCCGACAACGUAGCUUUGUGGAGUGGCCCAACAAUCCGGCUGCUCCCUAUUACUAUCAGGGUCCAUCGUCGAGUGCGGCGCAGGUGAAGAGACGUGAUGCCAAGUCGGAUAUUGGAGUGCCAACGCGUCGUCUGUCGGGUCAGAGUGUCACGAAGACACAGCUGCUGGCCAAUGCCAGCUGUUAUCCCAUGCACUAUGCCAGCAGCAAUGUGGCCAACAACAACAUCGGCUACAAUCGCGCUUUGGGCCAACGUGGUGUUGGUGUUGGUGUUGGUGCCACAAAUGCCAGCGGAUUUGGUUUGCAGCCGGCCAAAUCGGAUCUGUUUCUAUCCUACAUACAUGGCGGUGAAUACGAGCGUCCCUACAUCUACAACUACAAGAUGCCACAGAUGCCGCCGGGUCUCUUAAAUGCUGCCGCAUCCAAUUCGGGCUCCGCUUCUGGUUCCAAUUCUGGCAACGGUUCGCCCAAACAACAACAACAGCUACAGGCGAGUGCCUAUCACAUUUCGGGCGCCCAGACUGCUGAUCCACCGCCACCGCCUGCACCACUUUAUGGUGGCUCGGCGCCCGCCAAUGAUGUCAUGUACUAUCAGUUUGACAAAGGCGCCACACAACAGCCGCCCAUUGUGCAGCAGCCAAAGGCGGCAAGUGUUGCAGGUGGUGCAGGCGGUGCAGGUGGUGCAGCCAGUGGGCCAUUAGUGUAUCUGCAGCAUGGACAGAAUGUCGCGCCAUCGAAUGUCACCUCAACGCAACAAACUGCAAUGCACUCAUCGCACUCCUGCAGCGAGGAGGACGAAGUGAUGGCAGUUUUGGAGUCCUUGCAACCGGAUGCGACCACAACGAAUGAUGAGGCCGAAGACACCGAUGAUGUGUACGACGAUGAGGCCGCUGAGGCAGAGGAUAUGUUUGAUGCAGAUGUCCCUUUGAUGUCACCAACUGGCAGCAAUAACAGUGCCAACUGCAACAGCAACAACAACUGUAACAGUAGCAGCAACAAUUCUAAUCGAAAUGCAGUUGCCAAUGCAGUUGCAUUGGCCAAUAUUAAUCUAGAUAAUUGCAAUGCGAAUGUCUACGGUGGUCAGCAGUGUGCCAGUGACACCAGUCUGCAACAGCAACAUAUAUUGCCAAUUACCACAAGCAACCAAACGUUAAAUUGUCCCACAUUGAAUGCAAAUAGCUAUAGCAGUAGCCAAACCAACUCCAACUCCAAUACCAAACCCAAUACCAAUACCAAUAGCACGAAUGCGAAUCCACAUGAACCAACAACAACAACAACCUCCCUAGUUGCCCCCAACACACAGCAGCAAUUCACAGCAGCAACUACAACUGCAACAACAACGAACUCACAACGAACCAAUUCCAAUCCGCACUCGAGUUUACAACAAAAUCAAAACAUUUCCUCCAGUUUAGAGAUAAUUCUAUCGCCAAUUAUACAAAGUAGUCGCCGAGCGCAAUUGUAAGCGAAAUGAGCACAGAAUUGUGAGAAUUAGCUAAAUUUAAUUUGCAAUAGCCAACGCCCGCCCACAACGACCACGCCCACGCCCACGUGCCCGGCCAGGAGCACGUUGCAUUAACAGCAGCUGGCAGUGUUUGCCCCUCAGCACCGCCGCCAACAGCAUUCUGCAAACUUUGGCUGCAGC
This is a messenger RNA of Drosophila innubila, 5003 nucleotides long. Its product is annotated as hornerin. The transcript is spliced from 16 exons. The record is from RefSeq and is a predicted model, not a curated record. Lineage: Eukaryota; Metazoa; Arthropoda; Insecta; Diptera; Drosophilidae. Bases 57 to 4823 code for a protein of 1588 amino acids. Gene Ontology annotation, cellular component: cytoskeleton.